AUGCGUUUCUCCACUUUCGUCGCUGCCAUUCUGCCAGUCGGUCUUGCUCUGGGUGAAGUCAUCCCCAUCAAAGUCGGUGUGAACAGCACGCUUUCGUACGACCCACCAUCCGUGAACGCAACUGUUGGCGAUACUCUGAUGUUCACAUUUGUCGCUGGGAACCACACCAUCACCCAGUCGACGUUCGCCUCGCCAUGCUCCAACUUCACGUUCGCGAAUGGAUCGACGGGAGUCGACUCUGGCUUCGAGCCUGUUGCCAAGAAUGCGACGUCCUACCCCUCCUACAGCUUCACCAUCCAAAACACGAGCACUCCACUCUGGUUCUACUGUCGUCAGACGGGACACUGCGAGAAGGGCAUGGUCUUCGCCGUGAAUGCACCUGAGACGGGCAACACGUACGCCGCCUUCAAGGCCAAGGCAGAGUCGCUCGCGGCGACGUCGACAAGCAUGUCCAUGUCUGGCAUGUCGAUGACCUCGUCUUCGACUGCCGCGACGACGUCAACAACGAAGACCAGCGGUGCGGGUGCGUUGCGCGUCGGCGGCGCAGGGGCAGUUCUCGGCGGUGUUGGUCUUGUUGCGGGCAUGUUCCUGUGA
This is a messenger RNA of Fibroporia radiculosa, 594 nucleotides long. RefSeq lists its product as uncharacterized. The transcript has 4 exons. The record is from RefSeq and is a predicted model, not a curated record. Bases 1 to 594 code for a protein of 197 amino acids. Lineage: Eukaryota; Fungi; Basidiomycota; Agaricomycetes; Polyporales; Fibroporiaceae.